AUGAACCCAGGGCAACAGCAACAGCAGCAGCAACAACAGCCACGAGGCCAAAGAAAAGCAUCAGUCGCAUGUGGUGCCUGUAAAUACAGGAAAACUAAAUGCACAGGUGCUAGCCCUUGCGAUGCAUGCGCAACCCGAGGCACUCCAUGUAUCUACGAUGUGACAACAGAUCAGCGCAGGAAAAUUGCAAACCAGCGCAACAUUCAGCAUCUGGCUGAAACUCGGUUGGUCCUUGAAAGAUAUCAGCAACUCAUUGGUGGCAUUGUCGCCAUCCUCCGAGCCGACGAUGACGGUCUCGCACGAGACCUCGUAAAUGCUAUUCGUUCUAAUACCGACCUUUCCCAAUUGGCAGCGCAUGUUCGAAAUGUGCGGAGGGACAUGCCCAACGUUGAGCAUGCUUUCUCUCAGAUCAAUUUCUCGAUAGAAGACACUGAGGAGCGACAAUCGUCUUCAGGUCUGACCGACUUUGACGGGCAACCCGAUCCCAGUUUGCAGAACGGCGAACGCUCUCCUACAGACCGGUCCCACGGGGGGUCGCCCCCAUAUCCUCGCAAGAAGCGUAUCAGGACAGGUAGAAUAGAAGACAUGGUCAACCCUCCUGUCUCCAUCCCUGCCAAGCCUUGGACAACCGUCACUGACGACGACGAUUUUGUUUCGCAUUUGAUAUCUUUGUGGUUCACCUGGGCCCAUCCUUGGUGGCAUUGGGUAGACGAGCACGUCCUUCUGGAAGCUAUGCGAAAUGGUGAUGUGAACGACCCCAUCUGCUCUCCGUUCCUGGUAAACAUGAUUCUUGCUGAUUCUUGCCUCCUGGAUGCUCUCGACGAGAACGAUAGUCUCUCGAAUACCGAGCUUCGCGAUCAAUUCUACGCCGAGGCUUUGAAAGGCUUGGACGCGGCCGAUCAUAGAACCUCCUUGCUGACUAUAGUGCAAACCAUGGGUGUACAAUGGACAUACCUUGUUACAAAUGGUCAGGACAAGCAUGGUCAUACAGUCCUACACGAGCAGCACAAGAAAUCCAAAGACCUGGACCAAUGGCGAGCCAACAUCGAUCGUGAAGGUCUGUACUCCGCCGCCGAGCUGGCGAAGAUCGACACAUGCUUGGACAAUUUGGCUUGGACGAUGUUUGCUCUUGAUACAAUAUCGUCCAUGAGCUCUGGAGAGAUGUCUCCUCCACCUCCACCUUCCAAACGUCGGCCUGCGAAUGAUCAUCGAGGCGACGGACCCCACACUGAACCUCGCGAAACAUUAUGGCUACCCUACCCUGAACAGAAAAAGAUCAAGUCGCCUUUCCAUUAUCAAUGCCACUUCGGCUCCUUUUUGUCGUUAGCAGAGGCUGCAGCUAAAGAUGAGUCUAUGUUGCCACAAGGUCAUACGAAAAACGAUCCGCAGAUAUAUCACGCAUUCUACAAGCGAUUCGAGGAGCUCGAAAAGUGGUCUCUGCCAUUGCCUCCUUGCAUGCAGCUUGGCCCGCAUGCUACUCCUCAUGUCAUCACAUUACAUGCAUUACAUUACUGGGUUAUGUUAAGCAUGUGCAAAGAGGUAGCAGCCGCAGAAGCCGGUCAUGCUUCACAGUCGAAGAUCAUGAGCACCGGAGGCAUCUGGCACGCUCGAGCCUUGAACGCAGCCCGUGCUAUUGGUAACCUGAUGCUACGAAUGUAUCGAGAGUGGGGUCACGACCACUUCCCCGUCAUAAUAACGCAGCCUGUAUCCUUGGCUCUAUUCGCCCUCCUCGAUCAUCUUCACGAGCAGGCUUCCCUUACGGCUUUUGUCAGUCUGUGUUACACAAUGCAUGCCGCAGCACGACGAUACAUGGUCGGCAAGGGUGUGAUGCGAUUAUUACAGCAGACUGCGUGGGAUCGUGGCAUACAGCUACCAAGCGAAGUGAUGCAUUUGUUCUACACACAUUCAAUUCAACAACCGCAUGCCUAUCCAGGUGCGCCACCUGAGAUUAGUGUUGAUUAUUUACUUGGCAAAUGGGACGACUUUAAUAUCAAAUGA
Molecule: messenger RNA, 1998 nt
Organism: Lithohypha guttulata
Lineage: Eukaryota; Fungi; Ascomycota; Eurotiomycetes; Chaetothyriales; Trichomeriaceae
Exons: 5
Coding region: 1-1998 (665 amino acids)
Biological process (GO): regulation of DNA-templated transcription
Molecular function (GO): zinc ion binding; DNA-binding transcription factor activity, RNA polymerase II-specific
Source: RefSeq, a predicted model, not a curated record